Molecule: messenger RNA, 2307 nt
Organism: Onthophagus taurus
Lineage: Eukaryota; Metazoa; Arthropoda; Insecta; Coleoptera; Scarabaeidae
Gene: puc
Product: dual specificity phosphatase puckered
Biological process (GO): peptidyl-tyrosine dephosphorylation; negative regulation of MAPK cascade
Cellular component (GO): cytosol; cytoplasm
Molecular function (GO): MAP kinase tyrosine/serine/threonine phosphatase activity; protein tyrosine/threonine phosphatase activity; MAP kinase tyrosine phosphatase activity
Source: RefSeq, a predicted model, not a curated record
GCAAUGCGGGUUUAAAACUAAAUAUACGGCGCGGAGUGAGUCACGUACUGUACGCUCUCAGAUACCCAAACGUACGGACGUUGUUACUUAAAAAAUAAUACUAAAAAAAAACAUUUAUCUCAAAAAGAUAACAUCUUUCGAAAAAGUUCAAAAAAUCCAAAGGAAUAUUUUCAAAUUCCGAUUUAACCAGCGAGCACAGUGAUUAAUUCAAUAUAAAAUAAAACGUUUUAACCGGGAAAAUCGAUAAGUUAACAUUUUUUUAAAUAAAACGUGAAAUGUACGUCGACAUCCAACGAAAUGAUAGUGAUGAGUGGAUGUUGAGUCUCCAAACACCUUGCGGAUUAUUACUUUGGUGAGAUCUUGCGAAAUGGGUAUUCGCCGCAACGUGAAACAAUCGUGACAGUUCCUGGAUUAUCCAGAAAAUCAUCUCGUGUCGAACAAUUUAUUUUUCGUUCAAUUUUUUAUUAAAUCAGCAAAGAAAAGAAAUCACUUGAGUCAGUCGUUGGAAAACAUUUGGGGACGUUUGAAAAAGCGCGUGAACGAGUCCGUUUAGUGUCGUUUCAUCUUGCUCCUUAAAAAGAGACGGUGCGUCUUGGCACUCAUGACAGCUCUCCGUGGCUAUUCUAGUAAUAGCAGCUGACGUCCGCCAGCGUCAUGUCGGCAGUUUGUCUCGAGCCAUCGACGGAAAGAUCGAGGGAAGCACUGAAACUGCCGCUGAACAGAAGCCUGAGUGAGCCGGGGCCCCCGCAAAGCCCCACGUUGUUCCUGAAUCCACCGAAACGCUGCAAACUGGAGUCCACCAGCCUCCCAACGAGCCCUUGCGCUGAGAGCCUCACUCUCCAGCGGGUUCUGAUACUGAGCAAGGUCGGGACCAUCGACGCCGACGACCUCAGGCGGAAGCUGGAGACCUCCCGGACGGGCCUCCGGGACUUCCUAUUGGUUGAUUGUCGAGCCUUCUUCUCCUACAACGUUAGUCACAUUAUUGGCGCGAUCAACAUCAAUUGUUCCGAUAGAUUCAAUAGAAGACGUCUUCAACAGGGAAAGGUUACUCUUGGUGAUCUCGCCGUCACCAGAGAGGGAAAAGAACUUUUUAAGAAAAGAACGCUUAAGGAAGUUAUUAUUUACGAUGAUAGUACUUCCGACCUUGAAAGAAUCAACGCCACGCAUCCACUUCUUUUGGUUCUCACCUCACUUGUUGAAGACAACAGGGAACCGAUUUUAUUAUUGGGGGGCCAUCGCGAAUUUCACCGCAAACAUAAAGAAUUUUGCGAGGAAACGUUAGCUACAGCAUUACCCUCCAGAGGAUUACCAUCAUCGGCAUCUUGUCCAUCAAUAGCGGAUAUUGAUUCGCAUCCGGCUUCGAGGGUGUUACCAUUUUUGUACCUCGGGAACAGCCGGGAUGCAGCCGAUUUGGAUCGUCUUCAGGAUUUGAGGGCCACGUGGGUAUUGAACGUCACCUCGCAGCUGCCCGGAUACCACGAAACGUGCGGGAUCACCUACAAACAAAUUCCGGCAUCCGAUUCCGGCCAACAGAACCUUAAGCAGUAUUUCGAGGAAGCAUUUGAGUUUAUAGAGGAAGCAAGAAAAAGUGGUUCAAGAGUAUUGGUGCAUUGUCAAGCAGGUGUAUCGAGAAGUGCAACGAUAGCAAUAGCAUACAUAAUGAAGUACCAGCAGGUAUCGUUGGUGGAAGCUUAUAAGAUGGUGAAGGCGGCGAGGCCGAUAAUUUCACCAAAUUUGAACUUUAUGGGACAGCUGUUAGAGUUAGAACAAAGUUUGCACAGUGAGAACGCGCAACGAAAAUCCCCGUGCCACCCGUACCAUUGGAGUCAACAGCCGUCGGACGAGGUGACCCAAGGCUGCAGCGUUUAGUUAACUAACAAGAAAAGGUCGCCGAAACCGACAUCUGAGUUUUUCUAGUCCGUACAAGUUUUUAUUUUGUAAUAUUAUUAUAGUUUUUCUUUCAUUUUUUUGAAAACGAGGCUGUGCCAUAAAAAUGUAUGGAACGGUUACGGUUUUUGUGCAGUUAAGGACAGUCUUGGCACGAGAUAAACAUCAGUCAUACGAUAACAUAUUAGUUCAUAGAUUUUCUGUUAAUUUAUUGCAGCUAUUUAGUGAUAACGUAGUUAAAAUAUCUUCUAGCUGGGGGGAUGAGUGUUUAGAUGUGUAUUAUGUAAAAAUUACCUUUUUAAAACAAUACCUUAGGUUUAACAUAUUGACUGUUACUCUAGAUGAUAUAUAUUUAUUCAUUUUUAUUCGAUUUGUCAUUUUUUUCGACAAAUUUGUAUAUAUCAAAACAAUUAUUACAAA